This is a messenger RNA of Fusarium coffeatum, 825 nucleotides long. RefSeq lists its product as uncharacterized. The record is from RefSeq and is a predicted model, not a curated record. Lineage: Eukaryota; Fungi; Ascomycota; Sordariomycetes; Hypocreales; Nectriaceae. The transcript has a single exon. The coding region runs from base 1 to 825 and encodes 274 amino acids.
AUGUCAGCCCCCACGUCACCAACCAUGGAUGAGACCGAGUACGAGAAGACCCUUCUACAGCUAAGAUGUUUCGACACAAUGUUUCUCGUCGACGAUUCUGAGGCCAUGCAGCCUUACUGGCCCGAGAUCAAGACACUCGUAGAGCGUAUUGCUCCCAUCUGUGCGAAACACGAUCCGGAUGGAGUUGAUCUUUACUUUGUCAACCACCGACCUGGAGGCAUGUUGGCUAAAAUCCCUGGAGUGCAGUCAAUUCGAAAGUCGGGCUACACGCACAUCGGAGGCUUUGUUGGCAACAUGCUCUUAACAAGCAAGGGAAAGCAGGUCGGCAGCAUCUUCGACAAAGUCCAGCCGGGAGGCAAGUGCAACAUGGGUGCCAGACUGGGAGGCCUACUCAAGUGGUACUGCGACAAGUUCACAGCCGGAGAGGAGAAGGCCGCUCUCAACAUCAUCGUCCUCACAGCGGGCCAGUUCGACGAUGACAUGAAGACACCUUUGAUUGAAGCUGCCAGGGCUCUAGAUGAGGCUAAGGCGCCCAUUCAUCAGGCGGGUGUCCAGCUCUUCCGUCUAGGUGGACCCAAUCUUGAGCGACAGAAGACUUUGCAGCAUCUCGACGACGAACUGCACAAGGAGGCUGGAACACGAGACAUUGUUGACACAGUGACAUGGAGUGGACAUGGUACAGCGAUGUCUGAGGAUGAGCUUCUCAAGGUUGUGUUGGGCGCGGUUAUCAAGAAGAUCGACAUCCGUGCUUCUGAGUUGCACUUGGAUAACACAGCUCCGACUGCACGUGCUGAUCGCGAUUACGACGAGGAGAACGUGAUCUAA